AUGCCGCGCAGCUCGCUGUUCCCGCUGAACGACACGGUUCUAGUCUUCUUGCAUCCUGAUGACACGCUACUUCCCUCGCCAAUCGUCGUCCAAGUUUCUGUGAAGAUAGAGGGCCCUGAGAGGGUGGAGAGCAUCGCGGCAUAUUUUAACGCUCAGCGCGAUAUUGCAGACCUCGUCAAGCGCGUUAUUACCGCUCACCUGCGCGAACCGCUCCCCCGACCAGUAGUGUUCGAAGGAGACGCAUAUACUCUGGCUGCAAGGUGUGUGCGAUGGACAUACGGAAAGAAAGUCAAGCUGGCGUGGGGAGAAGAGGAUGUGCUCGCUGGUGACGACAAAUGGGUAUUCGUUUUCAGGCCGAAGUAG
Messenger RNA from Laetiporus sulphureus 93-53, 363 nucleotides. RefSeq lists its product as uncharacterized. Bases 1 to 363 code for a protein of 120 amino acids. The transcript is spliced from 4 exons. NCBI's taxonomy places the organism in Eukaryota, Fungi, Basidiomycota, Agaricomycetes, Polyporales, Laetiporaceae. The record is from RefSeq and is a predicted model, not a curated record.